AUGACGCUGCUUACUCGAGCUGGCUUAGACAAGACGGAGAAGGAGGCUGCGGUAAAGCAAGGUAUUGAUGACGGAAUGCAAGCGGUGCACGCCGUGAGAGGCAUGAUAGACGGGGCCGUAAAGGCUGCCCCAGAAGCUGCUCUCGCAUGGGUUGGUGUCUGUUUCGUGUUGGAGAUUCUCGCAAACCCAAUCAGCGAGGCUGUUGCCAAUCGUAGUGGACUUGCCUAUGCCAUCUCAAGAAUGGGCUGGUACUGGAACUUGUCGGACCUCCUUCUCGACAAGCAUAGAAUGGAGAAAGCGGCCGCCGGCCUACGAGACGAACUCGAGAAACACGUCCUCGACCUUUACAAAAUGCUUCUUGCAUACCAGAUGAGGAGCAUCUGCUCCUACUACCGAGAUAGGGGAGUCGUCUUCCUCCGGGAUAUGAUCAAGCUUGACGACUGGGAUGAUCACGUCACACCUCUAGAGUCUGGUUAUGUCAGCUCGGUGGCCUUCUCGCACGACUCGGCCCAGCUGGCGUUGGCGUCAGACGACAAAACCGUCAAGAUCUGGGAUACGAGCAGCGGCGCGUGCCUGCAAACCCUCAACGUCGCCAGGACUCUUUUCGACAUAUCCUUCGAUUCUACUGGUUCCUAUCUUUACACUGAAGUAGGUACUAUCGUUGUUCGGACCUCGCAAGUUGGCGUAAGCGACGUCCUAGAACUCAAACGCCCCCUGUAUCUAGGCAUAUGUGUGAGCUCAGAUAAUACAUGGAUUGAGCAUGCCGGUAAGAACAUGCUGUGGGUGCCAUCAGAAUAUCGACCGUCAUGCUCAGUGGUGUGCGGGAACACCGUUGGCAUAGGCGUCGGGUCUGGAAGAGUAUGGAGUUGCAGUAUUGACCUUGACCAUGAACAGAAGUGUUUGUAG
Bipolaris sorokiniana ND90Pr is the source of this 906-nucleotide messenger RNA. RefSeq lists its product as uncharacterized. The record is from RefSeq and is a predicted model, not a curated record. NCBI's taxonomy places the organism in Eukaryota, Fungi, Ascomycota, Dothideomycetes, Pleosporales, Pleosporaceae. The transcript has 3 exons. Gene Ontology annotation, molecular function: protein binding. Bases 1 to 906 code for a protein of 301 amino acids.